Molecule: messenger RNA, 2170 nt
Organism: Daldinia loculata
Lineage: Eukaryota; Fungi; Ascomycota; Sordariomycetes; Xylariales; Hypoxylaceae
Exons: 1
Coding region: 607-2061 (484 amino acids)
Source: RefSeq, a predicted model, not a curated record
AUUAGAAACUUUCAUUCCCAAUUGUUUUAUAAGAUUUCCAACACCCUGCAUCUCUGAUAAAUGAUCGAGUUAAGCCACCCGAGCCUAAAUGUCCUCAAGUUAAAAUGCAAGCUCCUAGGUUUACUAAGGCGCUUUUAUAGUACGUAAACAUUAAUAAGACCAAGGCUACUUCGUAGACUGUCUAAAAUGUCAUCUUAUACCUAUAGUAUAUGGGGCAGGAAAUGCCCACGAUGGUUUCUACAAUUCUAUUCAAGUUUAGGUACCCAGAACGGCCACUACUCCUUUUUAUAAUAACAUGCGAUAAGUUAUUUCCUAUAACUAACAUGUGACUUUACUAGGUUAAUUGGUCUUAAUUGAGCAACUUCGGGGUCUACAUUCCGCAAAUCCCAAAAUGGAACUAUUCUAUCAUGAAAGACAUCCAGGGCUUAACAUCUCAAUUGUGACACGCCAUGCUUUAAUUCUUUCCUCUCUUACGGACGGAAAGUAGAAUCUCUCCUAUUAAACACCAUAAUAAAGUCUUGGCCUCACUUGCUAAUGCGAGCCGUAAGAGGCAUGUGAUACGAAUGACGAUACCUAUCAGUUAGCAAAGGUCGCACCGACGCAUCAAUGGCGCUUCGGCAGCACAAGACAGCAACCACCCGUCGGAGGGCUGCAGUGCUACUGUUCUUCAGCUCAGUUAGCCUCCUCGUACUUUUCAUCUGGAACCAUCGUGUUCUACCGGCCCCUGACCGGGACACCCCUACAUCCGUGUCGGCGCUACUCCACCACCACCAACAACAACAACAGCAUCUACAAACCCACGACAGGGAACAAGAUGCUAAUAUCGACCUCUCAAGCGCACGGGCUCCUUUCGUCGCCUGGCCCCUCCGACGUGUCUGCGCUGAAACCACAUAUAUCUCCGGUCUAACGUUUCUCUGCGACAACAAUAGCGGCGGACCGGGCAACAUCCGGAACUACAUCCUGACAUGCGUGCGGUACGCAGUCGAUGCGGGCGCUUCCGCACUGGUCUUACCGCGCAUCCAGACCCGCUCGCCCUCCAACCCGGCUAACCUGUUCCACGAGUACCAGGAGUUCGGGUACAUGUUCGACGAGGCGCAUUUCCGGAGCGCUAUGGCGGAUGCUUGUCCGCGCAUCACUGUGUACGCUCGCGUUGAAGACGUGCCUGGCGCGCGGGCUAAAGCUUCCAAGGCGAACCGGGGUAUUGACCAGAUCGUGGAGCGAGUGAUGCCUAAGACUUUCGGAGGCAGCCGCGCCGGAUGCGAUCAGCGGGAUCCGAACCGGCAUACGGAUCGGUUCGGGGGUGCAUUUCGGGAAUGGCUGCGGAGCUCGGCAGCAGAGCGCGGGUGGGCGCCAUCCAACGAUAUAGACAACCCGCGACUGAUCCGCUUCUCCUGGGGCGUGCUAUGGGACUGGCCCGUGUAUCGCGACGGGCCCGAGUUUGCGGCAACAUUCGGCGGGCUAUUGAAGAUCCGGGACGACAUCCUAGCCGUCGCAGAUGCCAUCGCGGCAUCGAUGAGGACGCUCGCCACCUCAACACGGGGCACCGAAACCGUAGCAGGCCAAUCGUUUCUCGGCGUACACCUGCGCACCGAAGCGGAUGCCCUAUCGCGAUGGCCAUCUUACGAGAACCAGACCAAGAACUACUUGCGCGAGGCCGCGAGUCAGGGGUACCAAGGGCGAGCAGCGUACAUAGCCUCGGGUAAUGAGACAGAAACAAGGAAGUUUGGCGCGGAGGCCAUGGCAACCUUACAGCUAGAGGUUAGGUCCAAGUACGACCUACUAGACGAGGGAGACGAGAAGCUGGAGAAGCUGAAGUCGUUCAGCUGGGACCAGCAAGCGUUAGUCGAUUUCGUGGUGCUACUAAACUGCGACUACUUCAUCGGAGUAAGUCCGAGCAGCUUUAGUAUCAAUGUGGCGUUGAAGAGACACUUACAGGAUGAGGGUUUAUAUACACGGCCGUGGAAGGUUGGAAGGCAAGGGGAUGGAAGAAGCUGGCUUGUGGGACGCUAUGAUCGGUACUGGGAAGAUUGGCUAUUUAUGUUUGACGGCAUGUGGCCUUGAAUAAAUCUAGAAGACUACCUAAAGUAGAUGGAAUUUAAUAUUAAGCGUCUUUCGCUCAUUCUUCCAUAUUCGUUUCUUUUAUCACGAACUGCUAUAUCGGAUGCACAGC